AUGAAAGAAUAAUAUGAAUAAACAAUUAAAGAUAAUAAAAAGUAAUAUGAAUAGGAUAAAUAAGUAAUGAUGAAGAAAUUUGAAGAUGAAUGUAAUAGAUUUUGAUAUUAUUUUAUCAUAGAAAAUAAAGUAAAAUAGGAAUUUAAUUAAAAUUUAAGUUAAAAAAUAUCAGAAUUAUAAGAAGCAUUAACCAAACUUGAUUAAAUUAAUAAAAUUAAGUUAGAAUAAGAAAAAUUAAAUAAAAUCCAAUUAGAAAAAGUAUAUUUAUAAUCAAUUUAUUAUAUUAUUUUUAGAUUCAAUUAUAUAACAAAUCAUUAUCAUUUUCAAAUACUUAUAAGCAUACUAAUUGUUAAUUAAGUGAAGGUGGAAAAGUUGUAGCAGAAACUAGUAAUAAUAGUUAUUUUUGUUUUUGUCUUUGUGAAUAAGCAAUUCCAAAGACUGGGAAAAUAUAAUUUGCAUUUUAAAUGAUAAGUGGAUCAUAUUUUAUGGUUGGAAUAGGAUUUAGAGACAUUAUGUAGAAAAAUAAUUAUUAUAAUUGUUAUUAAACUGGGUAUGGGUAUAUAUUUAUAUUAUAAUAGAACAUAUUUAAUAUAAUGUGGUGGUUGUACUUAUUCACAUCAUAACAAAGAUCUAAAUGGUAAAUCAUUAUCAUUCUAAUUUACAAAUAAUGAUAUAAUAAUAAUUGAAGUAUGUAUUGAACAUAAAUACAUUAAAUGGAGUAGAUAGAAUAAUCCAUAAGCAACAACUGUUGUAAAUAUAAUAUCGAUUAUUAGUAGUUGGAUAUAGAUACAUCAUAAGAAUUAUAUCCAUGUGUAGGUGUUUAUGGUUAAUCUAAAAUAAAAUUAUUGGAUAAUAUACCAAUUUGA
Paramecium pentaurelia is the source of this 866-nucleotide messenger RNA. The record is from the annotation of a GenBank genome assembly. NCBI's taxonomy places the organism in Eukaryota, Ciliophora, Oligohymenophorea, Peniculida, Parameciidae.